AUGCCUCGCAAGAGAAAAAGCAAUUUGGGUAGAAAAACAAAUAAUGCCAAGAGACAAAAAUUGUGUGUAUCCACGGAAUCAGUUGAUUAUGAUGAUUCGGACUCUGAUGAUGGUGUACAUAGCAAUAAUGAGUCGACAAUUUUAAGUUCCGUUGUGGUUGAAGAUUAUGCACGACCUUCAACCAGUCGAGAGCGUGUCGCCCUAUUUAGGUCUCAGCAGAAUGAAAAAGAACGUGAAAGCAGGCGAGACACUGAACGUUUAAGAUUUAGCCAAAGAAUACAAAAUGAGACGGAAGAGGAGCGAGAAGCUCGACGGAACAGGGACCGAAUACGGCACGUCCAGAGAAAAGAAAAUGAGACAGAAGAGGAGCGAGAUGCACGUCGGUGCAGCAACCGAAUACAGCAAGUUCAGAAGAGGGGAAACGAGACAGAGGUUGAGCGAGAAGCACGUCGGAACAGUGACCGAAUACUACACGUUCGGGGGAGGGAAAACGAAACAGAGGAGGAGCAAGAAGCACGUCGGGAGAGUGACCGAAUACUACAUGUUCAGAGGAGGGAAAACGAGACAGAUGAGAAGCGAGAAGCACGUCGGAACAGUGACCGAAUAAUACACGUAAGGAAGAGGGAAAAUGAAACAGAGGAGGAGCAAGAAGCACGUCGGGAGAGUGACCGAAUACUACAUGUUCAGAGGAGGGAAAACGAGACAGAUGAGAAGCGAGAAGCACGUCGGAACAGUGACCGAAUAAUACACGUAAGGAAGAGGGAAAAUGAAACAGAGGAGGAGCAAGAAGCACGUCGGGAGAGUGACCGAAAACUACAUGUUCAGAGGAGGGAAAACGAGACAGAUGAGGAGCGAGAAGCACGUCGGAACAGUGACCGAAUACGACACGUACGGAAGAGGGAAAACGAAACAGAGGAGGAGCAAGAAGCACGUCGGAACAAUGACCGAAUAUUACACGUCCAGAGAAGGGAAAACGAAACAGAGGAGGAGCAAGAAGCACGUCGGGAGAGUGACCGAAUACUACAUGUUCAAAGGAGGGAAAACGAGACAGUGGAGGAGGGAGGAGCACGUCGAAACAGUGACCGAAUCCUACACGUUCGCAGGAGGGAAAAUGAAACAAGAGAAGAGAGAGAAAGUAGGCAAGAACGAGAUAGAGUUCGGCAAAACCAACGUAGGAAUAAUGAAACUCCUGAAGAGCGGGAAGCUAGACAUAUAAUCGACAAUGAUAGGUACCGUCGCACUGUUGAAGAGCAAACUCUACUUUUGCAUGACGAGGCGACCCGAGUGGAGGAACUUCGAGCAAGCCAGGACAUUGCUGACAGAAAUGCCCGUGUUGCCGCUGAUUCUGAAAGACAUAGGGUGAACAGAGUCGUUGAGAGCGACGCAGAAAGACAAACUAGGAUCGCGCGGGAAAGAACUCGGCAUGUCGAAAGAAAUUUAACAGAAUGGCGAGACACACACAACAGUGGAUUCCAAUAUGAUCCUUUUACACGUUACAGUGAAGCUGCCAAUAUUGGAGAUUUUGAUAAAGUUUGUAGGUUUUGUCACGCUUUGAGUUGGUCAAAGGAACCACGUGGAAUAUGUUGUGCUUCUGGUAAAGUGUCCAUACCGUCUAUUUUGGAAGCACCUGAGCCGCUACGUACAUGGAUAUCGGACGAAUCACCUCAAUCGCGAAAUUUUCUUAGACAUAUCAGGGCCUACAAUAGUGCGUUCCAAAUGACUUCUUUUGGAGGUAAUGAAAUCCGUGAAGGACCAUAUAUGCCUACAUUUAAGGUUCAAGGACAAGUGUACCAUUUGAUCGGCUCUCUUUUGCCACCCCCUGGACUUCCGCCGUCUUACCUUCAGAUUUACUUUGUUGGGGAUGACCAAGUCCAGCUUCAAAGAAGGCAAAGUUUAUUUCAAGACCUUGAUCAUGACAUGUUGGCCGCUUUGCAAAACAUGCUUCAGAAUAAUAACGCCUACUUGCUCAGCUUCAAAACUACUUUAGAAACAUUUCCUGUAGAUUCACCUGAUUUCAAAAUUGUUAUUAGAGCCGACAGACGCCCUGCAGGGGACCACCCAGGUAGAUACAAUGAACCAACAGUCAAUGAGGUUGCUAUUUUGAUGAUUGGGGAUCCAAGUGACCAUCGAGACAUCAUUUUAAAUUCAAGAGAACAGGGAUUGAAACGAAUAUAUGAAACCCACCGAUCUUAUGAUGCCCUACAAUAUCCCCUUAUGUUUUGUAGAGGCGAAGAUGGAUAUAGUUUCAAUUUAUAUCAUGUAAACCCGGUUACUAAACACCCAACCACAAAGAAAACUAGCUCACGAGAGUUUUACGCCUAUCGCAUUAUGGUUAGAGAAGGUGAAGCAAAUCACAUUCAUAAAUUCAAACAGCUUUUGAACCAGUACUUGGUGGACAUGUACGCUAAAGUUGAGAGUGAAAGGCUGCUGUAUCUUCGUACGCACCAAAAGGAACUGAGAGCAGAGAAUUACAUACACCUUCAAGACGCUUUAAGACGAGACGACAACGUAGAAGAAAUGGGGCAAAAGAUAAUUUUACCUGCCACCUUCACUGGAGGUCCUAGAUAUAUGCAUUCUCGCACACAGGACGCCUUUUGCUAUGUUCGGAAGUUUGGUCGUCCAGAACUUUUCAUAACAAUGACAACAAAUCCAAAAUGGAUAGAAAUCACGAGUGUAAUUGGAGAAAGGCAGUCUGCUCACGACCGGUAUGAUGUGGUAUCACGAGUUUUUCAUUUGAAGCUUAACUGUAUGAUUGCUGUUCUUAUGAAAGGCCAGAUUUAUGGCUCAGUUCGCUGCUACAUGUACUCUGUUGAAUGGCAGAAACGUGGUCUUCCACACGCUCAUAUCCUGAUUUGGCUUGAAGAAUCCAUUCCUCCAAAUAGAAUAGAUCAAGUCAUUUCUGCAGAGCUUCCAAAUCCUGAAACUGAUCCUGAACUUGCAGAUAUAGUCAAGACUCACAUGCUGCACGGACCAUGCGGAGCUUUUAAUGUGCGACAGCGCAAGCUUCCCUGUAUGAAGGAUGGUCACUGUAGCAAAAGAUACCCUAGACCAUUUGUCAAUGAAACGGCAACAGGAGACAAUGGAUACCCAACAUACAGAAGGCGUUCCCCAGAUGAUGGAGGCCAUCAUGUCCUAAUCAGAGUAGGUAACGAUGAAAUCCCUAUGGACAACCGAUGGGUAGUACCUUACUCGCCUGUAUUGUCCCGAACAUUUCUAACACAUGUUAACGUUGAGUACUGUAGCAGUGUAAAAUCUAUAAAGUACAUCUGCAAGUACAUAAACAAGGGCAGUGACCAGGCCACAUUUGCAGUAAGUAAUGACACAGACGAAAUUAAAAUGUACCAAAGUGGUCGGUAUAUAUGCACAUCUGAGGCGGUAUGGAGAAUUUUAUCAUUUCCUAUACAUGAGAGGUUUCCCGCUGUGUUGCAUUUAGAGGUCCACCUUCCAAAUGAGCAAAGAGUAUAUUUCCAGCCAGGCAAUGUUCGGGAAAGAAUGGACCAAAGUACAACUCUUUUGGCCUUCUUCAAUCUCUGCCAGACGGACGCCUUUUCAAGAACCCUCCUCUACAACGAGUUGCCCUAUUAUUACACAUACUCUAAACAAAGAGGUUGGUCCAGGAGGCGGAGAGGACAACCAGUACCAGGACAUCCUGACGUGAGACAAGAUCCGUGCAUCGGUAGGGUGUACACUGUCCAUCCAAGCUGCAGUGAGCGUUACCAUCUCCGACUCCUCCUACACACUGUUCGAGGUCCAACAUCUUUUGAGGAUCUCAAGACUGUUGAUGGUGUGCUCCAUCCAAAUUUCCAAUCCGCAUGCCGUGCCCUUGGUUUACUAGAGGAUGAUGCGUGCUGGGAGGGCACUCUUGCAGAAGCUGCUGUUUCUGACAGUCCCACCAAGUUGAGGGAUCUCUUCAGUGUCUUAUUAGUAUUUUGCAAUGUGAGCAACCCUCUUGAGCUCUGGAUCAGAUUCAGAGAUUCCCUCUCAGAGGACUUUUUGAGAUCUGCACAUCAAGUCGACAUUAACACCACCUUUGAAAACAAUCCUAUCAUAUAUGACCAGUGCCUAGCAAGCAUUCAAGAGACAAUCACUCGCAUGGGAGGACUUGGGCUCGAAAGCUACAACUUACCAGUACCAGCCAUAGAUGUCAAUCAGUUAAACCAUGAUUAUAUCAGAGAGACAAGUUACGACCAUCCCGAACUCAUUAGGUUUAUUGAACAGUGUACGCCAACUCUCAACGAGGAGCAGCGCCAAGUGUAUGAGCAAGUUUUGACGAGCAUAAAUGGACAAAGAAACAAGAUGUUUUUUCUUGAUGCUCCUGGAGGUACUGGAAAGACCUACCUCAUAAAGCUGAUUCUCGCAAAGGUUAGAUCAAACAGUAAGAUUGCUCUUGCUGUGGCCUCUUCUGGCAUUGCAGCAACCCUUCUGCCAGGUGGAAGAACUGCCCAUUCCAUGUUCAAAAUCCCAAUAAAUGUAGAGCAUAUGGACAUCCCGAUUUGUUCUAUAUCGAAGAGCGCUCCCAUGGCACGAGUUCUACAAGCAGCCUCCUUAAUAGUCUGGGACGAGUGUACGAUGUCCAAUAAACUGACAAUCGAGGCCCUCGACAGAACACUCAAAGAUAUGAGGAACAGUAAUAAGAUCAUGGGUGGAGUGACGGUAUUGUUCUCUGGUGACUUCCGCCAAACUCUGCCAGUUGUAGUGAGAGGCACAAGGGCGGAUGAAAUUAACGCCUCUAUGAAAAGAUCUACCCUAUGGCCAAUAAUGAACAAACUGGCGUUAACAAAGAACAUGCGGGCCAAUAUUGGAAAUGAGGUGGAAGAAUUCUCCAAUGUUCUGUUAAAGUUGGGAGAUGGAAAGCUGGGUAACGUUGAUGGAACUAUCAAUAUACCACCUUCUCUUGGUGUUAUUGUUCAAACCCAAGAUGAACUCAUCGAGAAAGUCUAUCCAGGAAUUGAAGACCUCCCAAACAAGAGCAGUGCCUGGUUAUGCAAUAGGGCUAUUCUCACUCCAAAAAAUGAAGUUUCAACAAAGAUAAAUAAGAAAGUGAUGUCCCUAUUCCUAAGCGAGGACAAGACAUAUUUGUCGGUGAACACAGUUCUAAGAAAUGAUGACGCAGUGCACUACCCGGCAGAGUUUCUUGACUCGGUGACAGCACCUGGACUACCCGCCCACGAACUUAAUCUUAAAAUUGGUAUUCCCGUUAUGCUUCUAAGAAAUUUAAACCCUCCUAAAUUAUGCAAUGGGACUCGGCUUCGAAUUCGAAGUCUCCAGCGAAAUGUCAUAGAAGCCGAAAUUCUAACAGGCUGUGGUGCGGGAGAAGUGGUGUUUGUCCCCCGGAUCCCCCUCAUCCCAAGCAACUAUCCCUUUGAGUUUAAGCGCCUGCAAUUUCCCUUAAAUCCAUGUUUUUCCAUGACGAUCAACAAAUCGCAAGGUCAGACACUGUCAACAGCAGGGAUUGAACUAGGUGACGCGCAAUGUUUUUCACACGGACAGCUGUACGUGGCGUGCAGCCGAGUGCGAUCGCCAACCAACCUUUACAUACAUGCCCCAGCGGUCGAACCACUAAUAUAG
Messenger RNA from Macrosteles quadrilineatus (aster leafhopper), 5568 nucleotides. RefSeq lists its product as uncharacterized. Gene Ontology annotation, molecular function: DNA helicase activity. The coding region runs from base 1 to 5568 and encodes 1855 amino acids. Gene Ontology annotation, biological process: DNA repair; telomere maintenance. The transcript has a single exon. The record is from RefSeq and is a predicted model, not a curated record. NCBI's taxonomy places the organism in Eukaryota, Metazoa, Arthropoda, Insecta, Hemiptera, Cicadellidae.